UCCAUUUCUUCAUUCGCUAUCGCUUUAACGAAAGGGCCGUUCGACUGCUAGACAAAGUUACCUGCGAUUAGCGAUCGCCUAUUCCAUUAGUCUUUUCGAUAAAAAAUAACUUUUGUCUAUGGUAUUUCGUUAUGAAACGUCAAAUCACAGGUACCAACAACUUGUAUCGCCAAUGAUCGGUGGCUAAAUUCGAAAGUUUUUAUUAUAAAAUUUUGUUACCUUUAUUUUAGUUUUAGUAAAUUUUGUUACCUUUAGUUUGUUUGUUAAAAAUAAUAUUUCUUGGUAAGUAACAAAGUGCUUUUGUGUGUUAUAAAUAAAAUAUGUAUACCUAAGAUUUUAUCUAGGCAAUUAGAGAUUUCGAAAUCUUAAAAACAAAUAUGUACCUAUGUAUCUGACAAAAUGUCUUUGUUUUCUCGCGUAGAAAUGGAACCCAGAGCACGGGCUAGUGGUGAGCAGUUUUCGGCUCUUUUGGAGUACAUGGAAAGCCACGGGGAUUUGUCAAAACCUCAGCCAGGUGCUCAAGGCCGCUUAAGAGCCGACCGGUCAUGGCAAGAGUUGGCAAACCUCCUUAACUCGAUUGGCGGUGGGGUAAAUAAGACUCCAGAAAAAUGGAAAAAGGUUUGGGCAGACUGGAAAUCUAAAACUAAAAAGAAGGCACUCAUGAUUCGCCGUCAUGCUAGCGGCACUGGCGGUGGCCCUAGUAGAGGUCCAAAUCUAACAGCUUUGGAGACAAGGCUGUUAGGAAUUAUUGGAGCAUUGGCGGUAGAGGGGCAUGAGGAGAUAGAUGAACAAGGAUUUGAUGGCCCCCCAGCUGUACCUGGAACCAAUGAUGGUGUUGAAGAUGGAAGGGAUGUUAUCUCACAACCGCCAUCAUCACCGCCACUACCAUUAUUAGUGAUUCCCUCGCCCACACGUUCUCCCAUUAACAUAGAUCAGCCAACAGCUCCUGACACGUCACAUACCUACGCGCCGAGCCUCACCCCUCCUCCAUCUCCGCAGCCAUCUCGUCACCGACGUGAGGGUGCGCGUCGAAGGCGGACGCUAACGCCGUUCGAUCGUGCCGCUAGGGAGUUCGCGGCUAUUGAACAGCGCCGUCUUCAAUUGGAGGAAAGACGGGUGGCGAAUGAAGGCCGAAGAAUAGAAGCGGAUAAUAACAGAACCAGUGUCCUGAAUCGCUUAGCAGAUAUUGCUGAAUCAUUCCUUCAGCACUAUCUGCAAAGUAGAGGUCAGACUGAAUAGUGUUCUUCUUCUUCUAUUCUUCUCUAUGGUUCUUAGUACUGCGGCU
Molecule: messenger RNA, 1285 nt
Organism: Maniola jurtina (meadow brown)
Lineage: Eukaryota; Metazoa; Arthropoda; Insecta; Lepidoptera; Nymphalidae
Exons: 5
Coding region: 400-1239 (279 amino acids)
Source: RefSeq, a predicted model, not a curated record